CGUUUCAUUCUAAUGUCAAUCAUUUCAAACAAUUCUUUAGCUUCACGAUCUACUUUGGUGUCAAUAGUAAAAUGCACUUUAAGCCUCUUAUCAGAACAUUUAUCCAUCUACAGAUCCCUUGAUGUUUGCCUCCAGGAUCAGCCAUAUGCACUUUUCUCCUUUUUUCGAAUCCAUUUUCUGCAUCAUAAACUAUACCAUAAACCUUGUUAACGCCGCCGAAAUUCAUUAUAAAAAAGGGAACUGGGAUUGACUUUAAUCCAUUUUUUAUACAUUCAAAAAGAACAUAGAAAAUGCAAUUCAAACUCUUGACCCUCGCUCUCUUGGCUAGCUUCUUUGCUACUGGUUUUACCGCACCUAUCUAUCCUGGCUUAACAGAAGCAGAAAGUAUAUCUAUCAGCCCACUCGUCCAAGUUUUGGGACUUGAAAACCCGACUAAAGAACAAGCUGGUUGUAUAGCCAAGGUUAUAAAAAAUCAUACACCUUUGCCUCUCAAUGGUACGCCUAUACCUCCAAUGGUUGUACAUAUGCUCAACUCCCAGUGGGAAAGAUUAUACCAAAUGUGUCUUCAAAAUCCAAUAGGUUUUAAAUAAAGCGAUAUUCGUGGUGUUAAUCAUGACAUGCAGUGAUAUCUAUACUUAAUCUUCCUUUAAUAAAUAAAGUGUUUAGUAUUUAAUAUGGGAAAUGUAGAGAUGAACUAUAUAUUAAGAGGUUUUGUUACAAUGCUGCUUUGUUAGCUUGACAUUUAAUCAAUAAGUUUGGCAAA
Rhizopus microsporus ATCC 52813 is the source of this 763-nucleotide messenger RNA. RefSeq lists its product as uncharacterized. The transcript has 2 exons. NCBI's taxonomy places the organism in Eukaryota, Fungi, Mucoromycota, Mucoromycetes, Mucorales, Rhizopodaceae. The record is from RefSeq and is a predicted model, not a curated record. Bases 291 to 590 code for a protein of 99 amino acids.